AUGAAAGACUCUGAUAAUGAUGGAAUUCCCGAUGAUCAAGACGAUGACGACGAUAAUGAUGGUAUCAAGGAUUAUCAUGAAGAUCGAAAUGGUAAUCAGAUGUUGGAUAUUCUUGAAGCAAAAGAUACAGAUGGUGAUGGCAUUCCUGAUUAUCUAGAUGACGACGAUGAUGGGGACGGUAUACCUGAUUGCGAUGACGAUGAUGACGAUGGUGAUGGAAUUAUUGAUCUACUUGAUACAGAUGAUGAUAACGAUAAUAUACCAGACCACUUAGAUAGUGAUUCCGAUGGAGAUGGUAUUGACGAUAAAAAGCAAGACAGAAAUCGUCAUAAAACUACUAAUCCAAAAGAAACUGUCAAGAAAAAUAGAGAAACCAAAACGAUGGUGCAUUCACCUUCACCUAAAUCUCAACUACCAGGACAUUCAAAAAGCAAAUCACUACCUAAAAAGACAACAGAAGAUUAUGAUAAUGAAGACAGUGAAAAAACUGAUGAUGAUUAUGACAACAAGAAACUAUCUAAAAUGAAAGACAGUGGUAUCAAUAGUGAUAAUGAUGAUGACGAUGAUGAUGAUAACGAUGAAGACGAAGAUGACGCCGAUGGAGCAGAUGAUGGCAAACCUAUGACGAAAACUAGGUCUAUAGUUUUGUCUAUAUUAAAACGAAUCGAAAACAUCUUUGGUGUUGAAGAUGAUGAUGGUGAUCAUGAUGCUGAAGAGGAUGAUUCACAUGAAGAAAUUCAUGAUCAUUAA
This is a messenger RNA of Schistosoma curassoni, 750 nucleotides long. The record is from the annotation of a GenBank genome assembly. NCBI's taxonomy places the organism in Eukaryota, Metazoa, Platyhelminthes, Trematoda, Strigeidida, Schistosomatidae.